This is a messenger RNA of Trifolium pratense (red clover), 549 nucleotides long. RefSeq lists its product as uncharacterized. The transcript has 2 exons. The record is from RefSeq and is a predicted model, not a curated record. The coding region runs from base 59 to 412 and encodes 117 amino acids. Lineage: Eukaryota; Viridiplantae; Streptophyta; Magnoliopsida; Fabales; Fabaceae.
UAUAAAAGCAAGUUUUCUAUUGUAUAUUCAUAUUUGACAACAAACUUUAAUUGUAGCAAUGAAAAUCAAGUUGUUUAUCGUCUUGUGCUUCUUUGCAUUGCUUCUUAUCUCAGUUUUGACAAUUAAGUGUUCCGAAGAUGAGAAACAAUUUGGUGAAAUAGAAAAAUCAAAGACAAAGAGUGAGGUUGAUGGCUUUGUAACAUGGGUGCCAGGUGGAUAUGGAAUCUGGGAAACGUCUAAUGGAAACACUUUUGAAGGCAGUCGUGGUAACGUCAUAAAGUUUCCCAAUGUUGGUAAAAAGGUUGGAGGUGGAAAUGUCAUAAAGUUUCCGGGCAGUGAAAAAUGGGGCAAAAAUGGAAAUGUAAAUGAGUCACGCAAGUCAAGGGUUGGGAAAGUUUGCAUAGAAAAUUAGUUGUAUUUACAUGUAUGGUGUACUAUUUCCCUUCCAAUUUUUUAAGGCCACCUACAUUCUUUUUUUUCUUUCUUCCAAUGUGGUAGCAAUAUAUGCAAAACGUGUUCACAUAAAUGAACAUGGGCUAAGUUCGUGUA